AUGGUCAGCCCGUCGUCGAAAGCCCCCAAGGGCAUGGAGAACUUUGUAAUCGGCCUGAUAGGCAUGGGCGACAUGGGGAAGAUGGCGUUAUUGCGUCUGCUGCGACUUGCAUUAUCUGGCGGUCAAACAUCAUGCAAGGCUCCCGAGAUCGCGGCAUUUGAAGAAUACCUCCCACCCGAUGUCGACAUUGUUCCCUGCCACUCUUUGCACGGCCCAAACGUUGACACACGCGGUCAGCCAUUGGUCCUUAUCAAGCACCGCGCCUCCGACGAGUCUUUCGCUAAGGUUGAGACUGUUCUCAGCUGCUUGAACUCCAAGCACGUCUAUCUUUCAGCCCAAGAGCAUGAUCGUAUUACCGCAGAUACGCAGGCCGUGACACACGCCGCCUUCCUGAGCAUGGGCAAAGCAUGGCAUGAAAUGAAGCAGUUCCCCUGGGAGGGGGCUCGCUAUGUCGGCGGCAUUGAAAACGUCAAGAUCAACCUGAUGUUGCGGAUUUAUUCCCAGAAUUGGCAUGUGUAUGCCGGACUUGCGAUCCUGAACCCCGAGGCACGGAAACAGAUCGCACAGUAUGCCAAGUCGACCACCGAGCUCUACAAGCUCAUGUUGGAGGGCCGGCAGGAUGAGCUGCGUGAGCGAGUGUACGCCGCCAAGAAGAAGGUCUUUGGAGCUGAGGAUAGCCCCAAGUGGGAGGAGCGGCCGCUGCUGAAGGACGAGAUCCUGGACCGCUUCAGCCUGGGCAAAACGCCGGAUAGCCCACCGCUGCCAAACAAUCACCUAGCCCUGCUGGCUAUGGUUGACUGUUGGAGCGCCAUGGGCAUCGUUCCCUAUGAUCAUAUGAUUUGCUCCACACCACUAUUCCGCUUGUGGCUCGGUGUCACAGAAUAUCUCUUUCGCCAUAACGACAAGUUGGAUGACGCUAUACGUAUUGCCAUCGAGGAUCACACUUUCCGCUCUGAUGACCUCGAGUUUACAUUCGCUGCGCGGGGUUGGGCAGAGUGUGUUUCGCUAGGACAUUUCGAGACGUGGAUGGAGAGAUUCAAAGUCACACAGAAGUUCUUCGAGCCAAGGUUUAAGGGUGCAGUCGAAGUUGGAAAUGCCAUGAUCAAGGCUGUGCUGGAGAGUACUAAGGAUUGA
Messenger RNA from Phaeoacremonium minimum UCRPA7, 1134 nucleotides. RefSeq names its product putative prephenate dehydrogenase protein. The coding region runs from base 1 to 1134 and encodes 377 amino acids. The record is from RefSeq and is a predicted model, not a curated record. Gene Ontology annotation, molecular function: prephenate dehydrogenase (NAD+) activity; NAD+ binding; prephenate dehydrogenase (NADP+) activity. The transcript has 4 exons. NCBI's taxonomy places the organism in Eukaryota, Fungi, Ascomycota, Sordariomycetes, Togniniales, Togniniaceae. Gene Ontology annotation, biological process: L-tyrosine biosynthetic process.